Molecule: messenger RNA, 1922 nt
Organism: Brachypodium distachyon (stiff brome)
Lineage: Eukaryota; Viridiplantae; Streptophyta; Magnoliopsida; Poales; Poaceae
Product: metal tolerance protein 2
Exons: 12
Coding region: 76-1572 (498 amino acids)
Biological process (GO): monoatomic cation transport; transmembrane transport
Cellular component (GO): membrane
Molecular function (GO): monoatomic cation transmembrane transporter activity
Source: RefSeq, a predicted model, not a curated record
UGCCGCCCCCGAAGAAUCCCGAAAACCAGAACUACUCUCAUCACUGACAGAGGCGGUUUCUGCCCCCUUCCGCGAAUGGGCUUCCGCUUCGCCCGCCUCGCCGCCGGCGUCGCCCGCGCUACCGCCUCCCAUCGUGGGCCACACCCCUCCUCCACCUCCGCCCGCCGCGUGCUCGCCCCUCUCGCCUCGUCUGGCGAACCAAGCGGCGGCUACCGGUUCGUCCCCGUCCGCGGUCACGGGGGCCACUCCCAUCACCACGGCGAGGCGUCUGAGAAGAUCUUCCGGCUCGGGCUCGCCUCUGACGUCGUCCUCACCGUAGGGAAGGCCAUCACCGGCUACCUCUCCGGCAGCACGGCCAUCACCGCCGACGCCGCCCACUCCCUCUCUGACAUUGUGCUGAGCACGGUGGCUCUGCUGUCCUACAAGGCUGCCAAGGCUCCCAGAGACAAGGAUCAUCCUUAUGGUCAUGGAAAGUUUGAGAGUUUAGGAGCUCUUGGAAUUUCAAGUAUGUUGCUGGUUACUGCAGGUGGGAUUGCCUGGCAUUCUUUUGAAGUACUUCAGGGAGUUAUGUCUUCUGCUCCUGAUAUAAUUGGUAGCACAUCACACAUCAAUCACAACCAUGGUAGUGGUGGGCAUAAUCAUGGAAUUGAUUUGGAACAUCCAGUCCUCGCAUUGACUGUGACAACCUUAGCAAUAUCAAUCAAAGAGGGGCUCUAUUGGAUUACAAAAAGAGCUGGGGAGAAGGAAGGGAGCGGGCUGAUGAAAGCUAAUGCAUGGCACCAUCGUGCAGAUGCUAUUUCAUCUGUUGUUGCCCUAGUAGGGGUAGGUGGCUCCAUUCUCGGAGUACCUUUACUUGAUCCACUGGCUGGACUUGUUGUGUCAGGCAUGAUUCUUAAAGCUGGUGUUCAGACAGGAUAUGAGAGUAUACUAGAACUUGUUGAUGCAGCUGUUGAUCCGUCACUUCUAGAACCAAUCAAGGAAACAAUUGUGAAGGUUGAUGGUGUAAAGGGGUGCCAUCGGUUGAGGGGAAGGAAAGCGGGGACCUCCUUAUAUCUUGAUGUGCAUAUUGAGGUAUAUCCUUUCUUGAGUGUCAGUGCAGCACAUGAUAUCGGGGAAACUGUCCGUCAUCAUAUACAAAAGGCUCAUAAUCAAGUUGCUGAGGUUUUUAUUCACAUAGAUCCCUCAUAUUCAGUGGGUACCGACAUGGACAAGGAAAACACUUUGGAGAACCUAGAGAGAAGAAAUUCGGACGAUAUUCCACGGCAACAAAAUGCAGAAGCUAUUGUGUCUGAUAUAGUUUUGUCUCAUUUUUCAAAGAAAAUGUCCCUUGAACACCUAAUGCUGCAUUACUUGCAAGGACGAGUGUUGCUUCAGGUCCAAGUUUCAAUGCCCCCAGAAAUUUUGAUUCGGGAUGCAAUGGACAUCGCAAAACAAGCUGAGGAGGAGAUACUGAAUGCUGAUGCCAGCAUAAGUCAAGUCAGCAUACAGCUGAGGUUGGGCCAACAAAUUCAGAAACUUCAUCUGGCGACGAGCAAAACCGGAGCGAAGGAUCUACAAGCAGAGCAGCAGUAGCAUGAGCGGUGCAUUUGCUGUGCAGCUGUGCUGGCUCGAUCACUUUUGCUAAUUUUGAUAACAUGCAUCAGCUGCAUUUUGCUGCUUGGCAGUUGACCAGAACAGCCCGUGUACAUCCUGUUCUGUUCAGAGAUACCCAGAUACCAUUAAAAAAAAUGGAAUAAUGCAGAUAGCAACGUUGCUUGCAAAUGGCUGCAAGAAAGAGUGCUUUUGAGUCUGCAUUACAAACUCCUCUUGUAAACUCCAUAACACAAGUGCCUCUUUUAUUGGGAUGUGGUUACUUGAAACCUUCUAUUAACUGUAAAAUAAGUCAAACCUCAUUUUCACCUAUGAAAUAUUUUUCCUUCAUU